GGACACUAGAAAGGGACCAUGGCUUCCCUUAGUCCAUUCGGACGGUCCAGCAAGGAUAUUAUGAAUGUGAUGCAGAAGCUGCAAGAUGAACAGGAGUUGGUACAGAAAAGAACUUUCACAAAGUGGAUUAAUUCUCACUUGGCAAAGCACAAACCUCCCUUUGAAGUCAACGACCUCUUUGAGGACAUCAAGGAUGGGGUAAAACUGCUGGCUCUGUUAGAGGUGCUGUCUGGACAGAGAUUACCAUGUGAGCAGGGCCGCCAGCUGAAAAGGAUCCACUGGGUGUCCAACAUCGGCACUGCAUUGAAGUUCCUGGAGGGCAGGAGGUCUGUAUACAAAGGAUGUCCGAUCAAACUAGUCAAUAUUAAUGCAACUGACAUCGCUGAUGGACGCCCAUCCAUUGUCUUGGGGCUGAUGUGGACCAUUAUCCUCUAUUUCCAGAUUGAGGAGUUGACCAGUAAUCUGCAAGCCCUUCAGGCUUUAUCCAGCAGUGCCUCUUCCGUGGAUAGCAUGGCCAGCUCAGAGACAGGCAGCCCACCCAUGAAACGCAAGGUGGUCAAGUUUCAGGGCAAUGCCAAACGAGCCCUGCUCAGAUGGGUCCAAAGCACAGCAACCAAGUGUCUGGGGAUUGAAGUUAAAGACUUUGGUCGUAGUUGGCGCAGUGGCGUGGCUUUUCACUCCGUUAUACAUGCCAUACGGCCAGAACUCGUUGACAUGGACCUUGUAAGAAGAAGAAGUAACCGCGAGAACCUGGAAGAAGCAUUCAGCGUGGCAGAGAAUGAGCUUGGAAUACCACGUUUACUAGAUCCUGAAGAUGUGGAUGUGGACAAGCCUGAUGAGAAAUCAAUAAUGACAUACGUAGCUCAGUUCCUGAAGCACUACCCAGAUGCCCACCAAUCCGAGACAGAUGGACAGCAAGAGGAGUAUGAUCCACAAGAUAUUGAACUAAUGCUUGAGAGAGAGGAACGGAAGGUGCUGAGAGAGGUGAAGGUCUGGCUGGAUCAGCUGGAGAGAGAUAUAUUGUGUGCACAAGGCUCUGAAGAGAGUCUCACUGACAAAUAUCAGGCCUUCAAGAGCUUCCGAGUGCAGUAUGAAAUGAGGAAGAAACAGAUUGAGUCACUUCUGCAGCCGGUACACAGAGACGGAAAACUGUCAGUAGAUCAGGCUGUCCUCAAACAGUCCUGGGAUCACGUGUCUGUCAGGCUCUUAGACUGGCACAUUCAUCUGGAUAAGUCUUUGCCUGGCCCUCUGGGAGUGAUUGGAGCAUGGCUGCAUCGGGCAGAACUUGCCCUGAGAGAAGACGUACCCAUUCAACAGGCCCAUGAAGAGACCGCCAACAUCAUCCACAGAAAACUGGAACAGCACAUGGAGGUGUUGAACAAUUUGGAAGGACACAGACAGACAUUCCAACAGAUUCACAGAGACAGAUCCGUAAACGGCGUCCCCGUUCCUCCCGAGCAGCUGCAGGACAUGGCAGAAAGAUUUAAUUUUGUGUCCACAUCAUCUCAUGUACAUGUGAUUAAACUUGAAUUCUGGGAGAUGAAGUAUCGCCUGAUGGCAUUUCUCAUCCUGGCGGAGUCGAAGCUCAAAUCUUGGAUCAUUAAAUACGGCAGACGUGACUCAGUGGAGCUUCUCCUGCAAAAAUUACAGGUAUUUAUUGAAGGUCAUAAGUUCUUUGAGCAAUAUGAAACCACGUUUCAGAGUCUGAAACAAGCUGCAGACACCUAUAUGAAAUCUGGAGCUUCAGGCAGUAAAAUCAACAGGAAAGCUGAAGAGGGUGAAGGAGUGCAUAAGUUUCUGAGCGAUGCAACGGCGCAGUGGAAGAACCUGUCGGUGGAGGUGCGCAGUGUUCGCAGCAUGUUGGAAGAAGUCAUCUGUAACUGGGAGAAGUACAGCAGCAUGGUGGCCAGCCUGCAGGCCUGGCUGGAGGAUGCAGAGAAGAUGCUCAACCAAUCAGAGAGCGACAAACGGGAAUUUUUCCGGAAUCUUCCACACUGGAUCCAGCAGCACAUGGACAUGAACGAUGCUGGAAACUUCCUGAUAGAAACAUGUGAUGAAACGGUUUCCAGAGAACUGAAACAACAGCUUCUCCUUCUCAACGGCAGAUGGAGAGAACUGUUCGUCAGAGUCAAACAUUAUGCAAGAGCAGAUGAAGUGGACAAGCUGAGGAAAGAUUACGAAGACGGGAUUGAAGCUUUAAAAGGAUUUAUUGACAUGUCCAAUGAGAGAAUGAACACUCCAGUUCAAGUGUCUUUCCUAAACAUAAGGACAUAUCUGCAAGAUGUUGAGGACAUCAAGCACAAAGUGCCAUCCAUGGAGGCUGCAUUUAAGACAGCGACACGUAACGCACAGCAGCUGACCAAGGACUUCCCAGAGGAGGAGAUCGCACAGAUGCUGGCUACCAUGGCAACCAUCAAAGAUGAGCUCAGCAAGAUAAGAGAAAGAGCUCUACCCCUGCUGAGGGAUUCUCAGGCCAUGCUGCCUCCUCUAGAGGAGAUGGAGAAACAUAUCACUGGGUUCUACCAGUCACUGGAGAAGGCGAGCCGCAUCACUUCCUCUCGGGACUCCGAGGCUCCAGGAGACUUCAAGCAGAAGUGUCAGGAGCUGGUGACAUAUCAGCAGAGCUGUAAGAAGUGUCUGUCAGUGAUUGAUAAAACCCAGCAGGCCAUUUUGACAUCUUUGGACACCAGCAAGACCCUCAAACAUCUGGACACAUCAUUGCUAGAGAGGAGAAUCACUGAGCUUCAGGCUUCUUCGCAGGCCAUGGUAAAGGAGACCACGGAGUGGAAGAGACAUGUAGAGGCGAACAGCAGCCUGAUGAAGAGGUUUGAGGAGUCUCGCGUGGAGCUUGAGAAGGUUCUGAAAGUAGCUCGUAGCUCCAUGGCCGAGAGAGGAAACCCAGAGGAGCUUCUGAAAAAGCACACGGAGUUCUUCGGGCAGCUGGAUCAGAGAGUUCUCAACGCGUUCCUCAAAGCCUGUGAUGAACUCACAGAUAUUCUACCAGAACAAGAACAGCAGAAUCUACAGGAAACAGUCAGGAAACUACACAAACAGUGGAAGGAUGUGCAGACAGAGAUUCCGUAUCACCUGCUUCAUCUGAAGGUGGAACAGGAGAAGAGUCGGCUGAUGACUUCACUGCAGGAGUGCCAGUCUGAACUGGCUCGAGAGAACCGCAGUCUGCCCAGCAUGGGCAGUGAGAGAUUAAUCAAAGAGCACAGGAUGUUUUUUAAGGAAAAGGGUCCACAGGCUCUCUGUGAGAAGCGAUUGCAGCAUAUGGAGGAACUUUGUUUGAAGCUUCCAGAGAGCGAACAGGCUUGCCAGACUUUGGAAAACUCCAAAACAGCGUUUUCUGAUGUCAAAGAGGAGAUUGAGAGCACACAUUACAAACUCAUGCAGCACCCUGACAAAUGGAAGGAGUUUAACACCAGAUUUUCUGACCUCUCUGCCUGGGUAACAUCAAAGGAAAGUCAACUCAGACUUCUACGAAACAGAGCCGGUGACCCCAGCAAGUUUGGCCACGUCAAAUCGACCAUUGAGAGUCUGAGGAACGAUUCCGAACUUCAGGAAGGGAAUCUAAGCUGGUUGAAGACUCGUUUGGCUGCUCUGAUAGAGGUUUGCACAGAGAGUGACGCCCAGCGACAGGGAGCCGCGCUCAGCAAACUCUCCAAUGACUUUAAGGGCCUCCUCGUGUCUCUUUCUGAGUCAGAGAAAGUGGUGCUGGCUGUGGGUGACUGUGUUCAGUUCAGAGAGGAGGUUAAAACCACUCUGGAGGAGUUGACUCAGGGUCAACAGGAGUUGCAGACAGACAUCAACAAGAUGCUGGACUCUGAUUCUGUUAGAGAAGCACAACAACUGCUGCUGCUACAUCAGCAACAACUGAAGCGUCUCCAGCUGAAGAGGAAGGAAAUGCAAGAGCAGAUAAUCCGAGGACAGCAGCUACAGAUAGAGGAGGGUCUGGAGGAGAGCUUACAGGAAGAUCUGGUGAAAAUGGAGACCACCCUGAACAAAAUGGAUCAAAGUAUUGCAUCACAGGAACAGAACCUGGAGGUGACUUUAGCUGCUUGGCAGGAGUUUGACGGUCAGCAGGCAGCAGUGAGGGAGUUUGUGGGUAAAGUGCGAUCGGUCACAGAGAAAGAGAUGAAUUUCAGCAGUCCAGAGAGUCUAACCACAGAGCUGGAACAGACCAAGGAACUGGUGAAACAGUGUAAAUCAGAGUCCAAACAGGUAAACACUCUUCUGAAGAGAGCUGCAGAGAUCCAGCUGGGCCCCAAAAAUCAGUGUCUCCUACUGGAUCAAGCCCGAGCUCUGAGUGAACAAGUGGACAAAGUUGAAGCUGGCCUCGAGAGAGAUGUGAAGACAUUAGAGGGGAUGAAACAUCAGUGGGACUCGUUCGGGAGUGAGUUUGAAGCAUUUUCUGCAUGGAUAACAGAGAGAGAAAGAGAACUUGAUGCUCUGAAAAGCUCCAGCACACCUCUGGACCAGCAGAUCUGUACUGUAAAGAUUAUCAGUGAUGGUCUUCAGGAGAGGGCAGAGGUCCUUUCCAAACUGGAGGAGAAGUCUCAAGGACUGGUCCAGUUCAUGUCCUCUGGCGAGUCUGCACGAAUCAAAGCUCGCCUGACUCAGAUUGGCAGGUACUGGGAGGAGCUUAAGGAGAGUGUGGAACACUUGAAUGGACAGUUGGAAGAAAGCUCCUCCCACCAGAUGAAGUUUAAUGCCAGUCUUCAACAGGUCCAAUCAGAGGUUGAAAACAUCCAGAGGAAACUAGACAGCCCUGUCACUUCCUGUGUGUCUUCAUCUGAGACCUACAAAACUCUACAGGAUCACAUGGAUGUUUUCCAAUCCCUGGAGAAGCUGAAGGCCACCCUGCUGUCUCUGUAUGCUGGAUCCCGCCGGCUCAAUGAUAGAGAGAAUGCAGAGAGAGGCGUAGCGGCCCUACAGCAAACUCACGAGCAGAGUAUAAAGCAGGCCAAAGAGAAACAAAGCCAAAUGGAGAGCCUUCUGUCACUUUGGCAAAAAUAUGAAAAGGAUCGGUCUUCCCUGAAGUCUUGCCUGGAGCGGUGUGAAUCUGUAUCCAGCUCUGAUACUCCGUUCCUCCCUGUUGACAAACUAAAGCUGGAUGGAGAACUGCUGGAACUGAAACAUCUACAGAGUGAACUUCAGUCACUGGAGUCAGUUUACAACAAGCUGGUUGCCCAAACGCCAACUCUUUACCCCACGGCAUCAGAUGAACAUGUGAAAACCCUCAAAGAAGACCUUGAACUGCUCAAGAAAAAAUGGAGCUGUCAGACCACAGCUAUACCUCACAGAAUCCAAGUGCUUCAGGAUCAUCUAACUCAAGUGGAAGAAUUUGAUCAGGCCCUACAGAAGUUCUUCAAAUGGGCAGAAUCUCUCCUUUCCUCUUUACACUCAUUUUCUCAUGUUGAUGUCACUGAUCUUCAGCCUUCCUCCAAUGAUGUAAAGGAGAGGAGAGAGGCUCUGCAAAAACAAAGCGUUGAAAGACAGAGUCUUCAGCAGCAAACUAAGGCCUUAUGUGACGUUUGUGAGCCCGCUGAGGUCCAGCAGUUUCAGGGAAGGUGGGAGAGCUCCUUGCAGCCGUACCUGGAAGCCCAUCAGCUGGUUGAACUACGUGGUGAGAGCCUGGAAAAGCUUGAGGCCUUCUUACACACCCACAGGGUGGCGGCUGAUGUUCUUCGAGGCCUCAGACAGACCGUGGAGAGCGCUGGAAGCUGGGACAAGAGCCGGGUGGAUGAGCUGCAGCGAGAUCUGGAAGCCAUCGUUCCUGACAUCAGUCGCCUUGAGAUGCUCGCCGUGAACCUGGACGGCAGCCUCUGUAAAGCUCACCUCCACCUGAUCAAUGGGAAAGAAGCUCGUGCCUCGUGCCGCUCGAUGGCUGAUUCGUUGAGUGUGGAACUCGAUGCCGUGAGGAACUUUCUGGGCUCGAAGCAGAGUGAGGCGGAAGCUUUGGGUGCUCUUUGGAGUUCGUUCAGACAACGUAAAGAGCAGCUGCUCAAAACGGUGGAGGACAUUGAGGAGAAGGCUGAUCAACAGGGCCUAAAAGAGCCCAAUGUUCUUACUCUACAGCAGAGACUUCGGUUUUUCAAUCAGUUGGAGGAUGAGCUUCAGUCCCACCAGCACGAAGAACAGUGGCUCAGAGAUAAAGGUCAACAGCUGGCACAGAGAGAUGCAGAGCUGGGUGGUGAAGUAUUGAGAGAGAUAAACCUGCUUCAAACCACCUGGGAAGACACAAAAAGACUCAUCACUGAAAGGCAAGAGCAGAGCAGUGCUUUGGUAGAACUCAUGAAAGACUAUCAGAGUCUGAAGUCUUCAGUAAACACAGUAUUGGAGAGUGCUGAUGCUAUAGCUGACAUUAAAGCUGUCGUAAAAGACCAAGAGGACACCCGGAGAUCGCUGUUAAAGCAUGAAGCUGUUAAAUCCGAGAUGUCCGCUAACCAGGAUGUGCUCGAGCAAUUCUCUAGCAAAGGCAAGAAGCUGCUAAGUGAAUUAAACAGGAUCCCUGAUUGUGACACCCAGAUUGUGAAAACAGAAAUGGAUGCCACCGUGGACCAAUGGCUGGAUGUGUCAGAGAAAAUCGAGGGCAAUCUGGAAAGUCUCAAUCGGAGCACUGCUUUGUGGGAAGACAUCUAUGAAAUCAGCGCCGAGAUUGAAAGCUGGUCCAACAGCUCCAUUGUGGACCUUACAGAUGGACUUAAUAACUUCAACGACAGCCAAAAAACAGAAAGCAAACUCUCUGAAGUCAAGGUGGAUGUCAGGCUGAAAGAAAAGAGGAUAGAUGCUCUACAAGAGAAAGUAUCAGAGCUGAAACAACUUGGUGGUGGCCAGGACACCCCUGCUAAACUACAGGUCGUUGAGACGGACCUCAGAAGGAAGAUUGGUAACAUUGAAGAGUUAUGUGAUCAAGCCAAGAGCAACCUUCAAGAUUUCUGCUCUCAGAAGAAACAGCUUGAGGACUUUCUCUCUCAAAUGUCUGAGUGGUUUAAGAACGUGGAGAGAUCUUUGCUGGAUUCACCCUGUGGAACAGCUCCAGAAGAAAUCUGUAGAGUGAAGGAGAUCCAGAAAGAACUCCAGAACCAGCAGACAAGUAUUGACUCAGCCCGGGAGAGUCUGAACACACUCUGCAGAAAAUACCCAUCAGAGGAACUUGCUGGUUUGGGAACAUCUCUGACUGAUCUCAUCAAGAAAUAUGAAACAGUCAAUCAGCUCUGUGUUAAAAAGCUUGCAUCCAUGCAGCACGGCCUCCAGCAACACUUCAAUGAUCUUGUAAAGGAGUUUCAUACAUGGCUCUCUGGACAGAAAGAUAUCGUGAGAGAAUGCUCUAAUCAUUCUGGUGACAUGAGUGUAGUAGAACGCAAAUUACAAAAACUAAAGGGAGCUCUGGAGCGGGUGGAUGAUGGAGACAGCCGCCUAACUCAAGUGUGUACGGAGGGAGAAAAGCUUCUUCUACAUCUUCCCAAAGCCAGUGCAGGACAGGUGCAGCAGAACCUCUCAUCUAUCCAGCAGGACUGGGACAGAUACGUGGAGCAGUGUAAACAGAAUCAGCAAAACCUGGAGGAGAGCGCCAGUCUGCUCAGCAGCUUUGAGAACUGUCUGCAGAGGCUGACCCGGUGGUUGGAGAGGAUGGAUGUGAGGCUGAGCACAGAGCUGCCUGAGGGGAGACACAGCGACCAGGAGAGAGCUUUGCUGGAGCGCGUGGAGGAGUUCCAACAUGAAGUGCUUAAAGAGAGAGACUCAUUUGAGAGUUUGUGUCAGGAGGCUCAAGCACUGAGUGAAGAAGGUCACGGCAGUGGGGCAGAGGUGCAGGCGUCUGCGCAGUUGCAGUUGCAGCAUCAGGCACUACUCAAAGCAGUGAGAGAGAGACUGCGCAUAUGUCAACUGAGCCUGCAGGAGCAGAAAAACUUUGAGGAGACGUUGCAAAACACAUGGGUCUGGCUCAGUGGGGUACAGGAACGACUCACUGCUCUCAACAGCACCAGUGGGAAUAAAGAGACUCUGGAGAAGAGACUGGGACUGGUGCAGGACAUCUUGCUGAUGAAGGGAGAGGGAGAGGUAAAGCUCAAUAUGUCAGUAGGGAAAGGAGAGCAGGUACUGAAGAACUGCAGUCGAGAUAAACAGGAAGUCAUUCGCUCUCAGCUCAAGAGUCUGAAGGAUUCCUGGGCAAACAUCCUCAUGACCGCCAUGAGCUGUCACAGUCGUUUAGAGUGGACUGUAACUCAGUGGGACAGUUUUCUGGAGAGUAAAGCUCAGCUACAGCAGUGGAUGGAGAUGGUUGAACAGGAAGUGGGCGUGGCUCUGCCUCAACAGCCCGGACUGAAGGAGAAGGCCUCACUGCUGGAGCGUCUGAAGGCCAUUCAGGCAGAUGUGGAGGUCCAUUCAUCAGCACUGACCCUUCUAAAUGAGAAAGCCACAGAGCUGUAUGAGAAAACAGGAGAUCAGACUUUUGCAGAGGGACCAAAAGCAGAGUUUAAUUCCCAGUUUACCAACAUCACAACAGUCAUUAAGAGUAAAGUACAACAGAUGAAAGAGAUCGUCAAAGAGCACGAGCAGUACGUGGAGUCAGUGCGUGAACUCAACGACUGGCUCACCUCGGCUAAAGAAGAGCUUCAGCGCUGGUCAGACAUGUGUGGAGAUGCUGCUUCCGUUCAGAGGAAACUCUCCAAAGUCAGGGCGCUGUUAGACUCCAAAAAGCAAGGACGCGAGCGCCUGUCCCGUGUGCAGCAUUGCGGUGCUGCCACGCGUGACCAAACGUCCACGAUGGGCUGUGAGGUUCUGGAGCGAGAGGAAGCAGGGCUGCUGUCGGCCUGGGAACAGUGGGAACGAGGAGCCAAAAAUGUGUGCUCCGGUCUAGAGGGGGUUCUGGGUCAGAUGGCAAACUCGGAGCAGGAGUUCAACAGUUUAGCCACACAGCUGGAGCAGGACCUACAGGAGUUUAGCUGCAAGCUGCAUGAGUGGCGGGACAAAUUACAGAAGGUGGAGGAUAUGACAUCCAGUGAAGAGGCUGUACAGGGCUGGCAGAUAGCAAAGGACACUCUGGAAGCACUGCUGAAUGUGGAGCCCAUGUCAGAAAAUAUAAAGUCUCAGCUGAAUGAUCUGUGCCGCUUCUCUAGAGAUCUGGGAGCUCAAUCUGAGAGAGUGUCCACCCUCAUCAAAGAGUACAACAGUCUUAGUCUCCAGGCAUCUCGAGAGUGCCAAGGGAAGGAGAAGCUUCUGGAGCAGAGGUUCCGUGCUGCUUUUCGAGACUUCCAGCAGUGGCUGGUUAAUGCCAAAAUCAACACAGCCAAAUGUUUUGAUGUUCCUCAGAAUCUCGCCGAGGCAUCAUCUAGCCUGCAGAAGAUCCAGGAGUUUCUGAGUGACCGAGAGCAGGGCCAUGGCAAACUGAACACCGUGGCAGCCAGUGGAGAGCUACUGAUGGGCAUCACUGCUAAAGAGAGAGUGGAGUCUGUCAGAGGCAAAAUCAACACAACCAGAGAAGACUGGAAAACACUGAUGACAAACCUGCACCAAAGAGAGAACGCCUUACAGAAUCUUCAGGCUCAGAUGAGAGACUUUGAAACGAGUGUGGAGCCGCUCCAGGAUUGGUUGAAUGAAACCGAGGAAGCUGUGCAGGAGAGCAGCAGUCGACUGCAUGAUCUCACAGCUAAGAAACGGGAACUGCACAGGUUACAGUCUCUGCUAGAGGAGUUAGCCUCUAAGGAGUCUCAGCUGAGCAGGUUGAGGGAGAAGGCCCAGCAGCUGUGGGACGGACACACAGCCGGAAAGGGCUUUGUGCACCGUGUCUCGCAGCUCUCAGCUCAGUUCCUAGCUUUAAACAACCUGACCAAGGAAAAAGCAUCUCGUAUCGACCGUAUCGUGUCCGAACAUCAGCUGUUCUCUCAGGGCCUGAAGGAGCUGCAGAAUUGGGUCGCUGAUACGAGUCAUAUGCUGCAAACCUACUGCACACCAACCGCUGACAAGAACAUUCUGGACAGCAGAAUGAUCAAACUCGAGGCUUUGCUGACAGCACGUCAAGAGAAGGAGAUCCAGAUGAAAAUGCUGCUGACGAGAGGAGAGUCUGUGCAGAGAAACACUUCAGCUGAGGGUGUACCGCUGGUGCGCAAACAAAUGGAAGACCUCAAAUAUGCCUGGGAUGGACUGCUGUCUGCAUCUAUUCAAUGCAAAAGUCAACUGGAGGGCGCUCUCUCACAGUGGACCAGUUAUCAAGAGGACGUGCGUCAGUUUGUGAGCUGGAUGGAGAUGGUGGAAGAGACUUUAAAUGCUGCGGAUAAGCAAUACUCUGAGAUGAGGGAUAAAACCACCAACCUGGGCAAAGCCAAGUUGCUCUAUGAGGACGUAUCAAGUCACAGCAGCGUCCUGGAUGUCAUAUCCUCGAAAGGAUCCAAUAUGGCAGAGCAUUAUGUCACCCAACUAGAGAUUCAGGACUUGCAAGAGCGCUACAACAUUGUCAAAGAUAAAGCCCAGUGCGCGGUUGCUAAAGCAGAGGAGCUUGUGUCUGCUCAUCAGGAGUACCAGCGCGGUCUACAUGAGUUUAAAGACUGGCUUGAACGGCAGCAGGAGAGAUUAAGCAGCUACACACAGCUGGAGGGAGAUAUUGACACUCUGGAGGACACACUUCACAAACUACAGGUGUUGCAGGUGCACUGCACAGAGGGUCAAGCUCUGCUCAACACCCUGCUGGUGACCCGAGAGCAGGUGAUUCCCUGGGGAGUUCCACAAUUAGAAGACAGAUGUCUGGAGACAGUGCAGCAGGACUGGGCAUCGUAUCAGGACCAGCUGGGUGAGACCCGAUCUCAACUCAACAGCGCUAUGGCUAAACUGCGUCAGAUUGAGCAGAAGUUCCAGCGGCUCGAUAACUGGCUGAAGGGAAUGGAGAGUAAAGGGCAGUUACGCUCUGACCGUCGCUCUGAUAGAGCUACAAAAGAGGCUCAGCUGCUGCUCUUGAAGGGUUGGUAUGAGGAGGUUCUGGUGUAUCAAGAGGAGAUUGAGGGUCUAAGUGUUCUAGCUCAACAGAUUUUAGAAGAGACCCACAUCAGCAGUCGAGUAAGCAGCAGAGCUACACAGCUCACGUCACGCUACCACGCCCUGCUGCUACACCUACUGGACACUAUUAAGCAGCUGGAAGAGGAAGUGUUUAGCAUUGAGGAGGCUCAGAGUGUCUUCAGCACCUUCUCUGAUUGGUUGAACACAGCACAAAAUAACUUCAGUAGUGUGACCAAUACCACCAUUGAUGUGGUCGAUCGUGUUGCCUUGGAGAAGAAGAUGAAAAAACUAGAGGCUCUACAGGGUGACAUGGAACUAGGUCACACCUUCCUGAAAACAAUGCGUGAAAAGACGGGUUGCGCCAUGAUGUUCCUCGAAGAACCAGAGGCAGAGCAUCUCAGGGAGGAAGUCAACACCCGACUUUCCCAAUUGGAGAUGUUAAUCAGAGCUCUCCGGUCAGAGCUCAGUGCCACAGAGAAAUCUAUACAGCUCUCCAAAGACUUCCUGGACAAAUAUAAAGCUCAAACACAGUGGCUUACUGAGACUAAAUCACUGCUGGCUUCUCCUGUGGAGCCAAAGGCUGAACUUUACCAAAAGAAGGCCCAAUUAGCCAAAUAUAAGACAAUCCAGCAUACCAUACAAUCCCACGAAUCAGCCAUCAAAUCUGUUAUUGAGAAAGGAGAUGCUCUUCUAGAAACAAUCCGGGACCCGUCUAUCAGUGAGAACAUUGGCAAGCUAAAAACCAACUAUCAAGAUCUUUGUAAUGAUGCUAAGGUCCGUGUGCAGAGCUUGACAGAGGGUGUCAGAGAACAUGAGGACUAUAACAGUGAGCUACAGGAAGUGGAGAAGUGGCUGCUACAGAUGUCCAGCAGAUUGGUCACUUCUGAUUCCAUGCAAAGUGACAAUCUAGAGACCGCAACACAACAGUUAGCCAGACACAAGGGAAUAAUGGAGGAGAUAGCCGGCUUUGAGGAGCGUUUGACCAGUCUGAAAGAGAAAGGUGAUCGUCUCACCAGCAGUUGCUCAGAGCAAGUCCAGGCAAAGAUCAGUCAACAGAUCCAGGCUCACCAACAGGGAACCAGAGACAGUUAUUCAGCCAUCUGCAGCACAGCUCAGCGUGUGUAUCAGAGUCUGGACUGUGAGCUACAGAAGCAUGUCAGCCAUCAGGACACCCUACAACAGUGUCAAACGUGGCUGUCCACUGUUCAAGAGGAGAUCCAACAGCAGACACAGACUCCCUAUGGCCUUCAAGAGGCUCUGAAACAGGUGAAACACUUUAGGGCCCUACAGGAACAGGCGAGCACUUACUUGGACCUGGUUUGUUCAGUAUGUGAUUUAUCUGAUGAAACUGUGAGAGGAACUGCUGCCAGAAUACAACAAACUAAAACAAUGAUUGAGGGGAGGAUGUCCACGUCUCAAGAGCUGUCAGACAGUUGGAGGGAAAUUAAGGAACAGAAGCAGGAACUGUUAACACUUUUUCAGGACAUGGAACAGCAAUUGCAAAGUCUUUUCAGGAGACCCUCUGAGCUUGAGCCCAAGAUUGCUCAGAACAUGCUGGAUCAAGCAGAAGAGUUUGUCCAGCAGCUUCAAAGCAGACAGAGCACUCUGACUAAGAUGACAGAGCUUGUGAGUAAGCUGACAGAAGGGAAAGAGUCUCCUGAUCAUUCAGAGAUUGGUCGACUGAGUCAUGCAUGGCUGGAACUGUGCCAUCAGGCCAACAAACUGCAGGAACAGAGAUGCGAAGAUCUGCAGAGAACUAAAGAGUACCAUGAAUGCAUCAGUGCCAUGGAAGCCCUGUUUGAACACAUGUCCAAAGAAUGGGACAACCUGGCCAGAACUGAUGCUGAGAGCUCAUCAGAACAUUUGGAGGCUCUUCGAAACCUUUCCAUUGUCCUCAAAGAGAAGAAAAGCACUCUCGAUGACCUCAAAGACCAGAAGCAAAAGGUGAUGUACCAUCUAAACCUGGAUGACAAAGAGCUGGUGAAGGAGCAGAUCAGCCACUUUGAGCAGCGAUGGGCCCAUCUGGAGAGCCUCAUUGAGAGGAAGAUCCAAGAUUCCAUUGUGACUCUUGAAGACAUGGCCCAAAUCGAGGCCCGCUUGAAGGAAGCUCGAGAAUGGGCCGAGGAGCAGCAGCCUGCACUGUCUAAAGCCAUGAAGAUGAGCCCUCCACCUGAGUUGGCACAGAGUUUUCUCUUCGACCAUCUCACCAUAUGCAGUGAGCUGGAAGCCAAGCAGCUUCUAUUGGCCCAAGCUAUGAGUGAUGCAGAUAGAGUUUUAACACAUUUGGGUCUUAAUGAAAGGCAAAGACUGCAGCAGUUGAUCUCAGAAAGUCAAGCAGAGGUUGAGUUACUAAGCAUCAAAGUGGCUCAACGUAGAAAACAUCUAAGCAAAGCCUUCACCGAAAGGACCCAGUUCUUAUUGGCUGUGAACCAAGCAAUCACCUGGGUGCAACAGAAUGAGAAGAAAGCACAGGCUGAGGAGUACAUAGCCCUACUUCCUGAUGACCUAUCUAAGCAAGUAAGAACUUGCAGGAACAUCCAAAGCAGCUUGAGAGCCUACCAGAGUGAGCUGACAUCCCUAUGGUCCCAAGGAUGGGAUCUAAUGAAAGACGCCACUGAGGAAGAGAAAACAGAGAUGCUAAAUAAACUCCAAGAACUGCAGAAUAUCUUUGAGGUCGCCCUUCAGAAGUGUAGCCAAAGGCUUCAGGAACUGGAAAAAGUUUUGGUAACGAGGAAAUACUUCAAAGCAGAUCUAGAGAAGAUAUGCCAGUGGUUGAAGCAAGCAGACAUUGUGACAUUCCCGGAGAUAAACCUCAUGAAUGGAGACACAGAAUUAAGCUCACAGCUUACAAAAUACCAACAAAUAUUGGAUCAAGCCAUGGAAUAUGAGAAUCUUCUUCUGACCGUGCAAAGAACAGGUCAAGAAAUACUUCCCACUCUGAAUGAAGUGGACCAUUGUUACUUGGAUGAGAAAUUGAUUGCCCUUCCUCAACAGUUCAAUAAUAUACUGGCACUAGCCAAAGAGAAACAAGAGAAAAUACAGCAAGCCAUUCUUGCCCGACAAGAGUAUGCCUCCUUUAUUGACAUGACUCAUAAAGCACUGAAAGAACUUGAGGAGCAGUUCCAUAACUUGGGAAUGCAGUCUGUCGGCCUUAAGACAGAAGAAGUUGUCCUUCUACAAGCAGAUUACAAAGCGCUCCUGGAGGAGUUGACCAAUCUCGGUCAAGCAGUCAGUGAGCUUAGCCAGAAAAAAGAGGGUUUUCGAAGCAGUGGUCAACCUUGGAGGCCCGAAGACAUGACCCAACUGGUCAGCCUUUACAACGGACUCAAGAGAUUGAUCGAACAGAAGGUGGAACAUCUUGACGAUACUCUGGAAUCGUUUGAAGACCAUCAAGCCAUGGCAACGCAGGUUGACUCGGAGCUGAAGGCCACCAAAGAGCAACUAGUCAAGGUCAAUGCUGAGACGCAGUCAGCUGAGGAGCGAUUGAAGAACUAUCAUGCCUUAGCUGCUAGUCUUCAAGGUGCCAGCUCUCACCUUACCCGACUCAUGGAGCAGAUGGAUAAUCUGGCAUCUCACAUAGAUCAAGCUGCCCAUGAGGCCUCAAAACAGCGGGUAACCUCUUGGCAGGACGAGCUUCAGUCCCUGCAGUCAGCUGUUGGGGAACUGAUUGUUGAGUGCGAGAACAGGUUUGUGCAGAGUAAAGACUUUGAGACUGAAGUCAAUCAAACCUUAAGUUGGCUGCAGCAAGUCAGAGAUGAACUUGGCUCUGCAGUGGUUGUUGACGUUAAGAUUGAGAAGGUCCAGGAGGAAAUCAGGAAGCAACAGAUCAUGCAAGAGGAAGUCCAUUCGAGGUUGAGGAUAGUAGCAGCUUUGAGCACGAGAGAGAAACAGAAGUACACAAGUGCCAAUGAACUUGUCCCUGCUCAUGUGGACUCAAGUUUACAAGAGAUGGCCAAGCUGGAGGCUGAUGUUCAACAUGCCCUCAGCUCUAAACAGAUUACACUUGAUCAAGCACUUGCCUUGUGUCAGAAGUAUCACUCCAGAAUGCAAAUUGCAUGUGAGUGGCUGGAGGACGCUGUGGGCUUUUUGCAGCAGGCCAGUCUCGGAGUUGAUGUGGAGAACUAUGAGGAAUGCCUGAGGCAACAGGAAGAUAUUAUGGCCACUGAGCAGGAGUUCCUAGGCGUUCUUGAGGAGCUGGAAUCUCUACCUCCUCAACUGGAGAACCUGGUCAACCCUACAGCCAAAGAACAGCUUCGACUCAGCGUAAAGUCUGCUCAGGAGAGAGGAGUGGAGGUCAGAGACCAGCUACAGUCUCACCAGGAUAUCUUACACAGCUGUGUUGCCCAAUGGAAUGCUUAUCAGGAGGCCAGACAGACAGUCAUCGAGCUGAUGAAUGAAGCAGAGAAAAAACUAACAGAGUUCUCCACGGCCAAGGCUGCAACGAGCCAAGAAGCCGAGGAGAAACUCAAGAGUCAUAAGUCGUUGGUCUCCAUGGUGAACAGUUUCCAGGAAAAGCUGACUGGUUUGGAGGAACAAGCAUCCCAGUUAGAGCUGAUUGGAUGUGACGCUAGUAAAGCCACCAUCAGUCGCUCCAUGACCACGGUGUGGCAGCGCUGGACCAGGUUACGCAGUGUAGCACGAGGCCAGGAGAGGGUGCUGGAGGACACGGCUCAUGAAUGGAGGACAUUCAGAGAAAAGAUGAUGAAGGUGAGAGCUGUAACAGAAGAACUGAAGGCUCGUGUCCCUGAUUGCACCGCUGAAAAAGCCUCCAAAGCCACACUACAGUCACAUAUGGACCAGUAUGAGCUGGUCUCUCAGGAUCUGGAGAGGGAGCUGUCUUCACUAACUCUCUUACGUCAGUAUGCUCUAAGCUUGCUACAUGAUGUGGAGGUGUCUGUGCAAACAGCUGAUCAUGAAAAGUUGCUCAGUGUGAAGGAAAUGAAAGCUGUUCAAGAUCAGCUUGAUAGUCUACUGCAGAAAGCCAGGACAGGAAAGAGUCGAGUUCUGCAGGAACUGUCAGACAGAGAGGGUGUGGAGAGAGGACUCAGUCUGGUCAAGAGCUGGAUCCAGGACUCUAGAGAGCUUUUGCUAAAUCCCACAUCUGAUCUGGACAUUCUGACACAAGAACUGGAGGUGAUGCAUGGAGAGCUGAUCACUCACCGUCAGAAUGUAGACAAGAUUGCAGAAAAGCAACAGAGUAAAUACUUAGACCUGUACACCAUUCUUCCAUCAGAGAUCUCCAUGCAACUGGCUGAAGUGUCCCUGGCUCUGGGAUCCAUUGAGGAUCAGGUUCAAGCCAAAGAGAGAGACAUCCAGAAGACCAGAGUUAUCAAAGAAGAGUUCAAUUCCAGAAUCCAUGACGUAUCUGAAAAAAUGAAAGCCAUCUCUACGACUCUGAAGGAAAAAGCCACUGAUAUUGAUCAGGCAAAAGAUGAAGCCAGACGUAUUUGUGAUGAGCUUGGCAUUUGUGAAAGAACUCUAGCUGAGCUUGACGCUGCGGUCCAAGACUUUGGUCACCGUAACCCCAUUAUAGCCAGACAGCUGGGUGAUGCCGUCACUAAAUUACGAGAAAUCCAUCAUCACACUCUUCGACUGGCAGAGUAUAAGACCAUAUGGCUGAAAAAGGCUGAUGCCCAUCUAGAUGAAUACAAUGAGAUGUUUGAAUUCAUAGUGAAGUGGACAGAGAAAGCUAAGAGUCUAGUGAAAGCCAACAUCAUCUGGAACUCUUCAUCGCACCUGCAGGAGCAGAUCAGAAUAUAUCAGUCUGUUCUGCGUGAGUCACGUGAGCUUCAUGGGGACCUGGAGGCGAUGCAGGAGAAGGUGGAGAUCCUCGCUGAGACGCUGCAGGUGGAGGCCAUGGGUCAGCAGGUGUCAGAACUGAGCCGGCACACUGAAGAACUGGAGCAGAGCAUCAGAUCACGACUGCAAAGUCUACAGGAUGCAGCAAAGGACAUGGAGAGGUUUGAGGGUGAAGUGAAGACCCUGCAUGUUUCUUUGGAACAGGCCCAAGCCACUCUCACGUCUUCAGAACUGGCCCGACUGAGUCUUAAAGAACAACUGACUCAAAGACAGCGUUUGCUAACUGACAUGGAGAACUUCAAGCAGCAGGUAGAAGCAGUACAGGAGUGUCAGAGCGCUCUGAGAGUUCCUGAGGAGGUGGUCAACAGUCUGUCCAUCUGUCGCACUGCUCUGUGUCUACAGCAGGAAGCCAGCCAACUGCAGCACACCGCCAUACAGCAGUGCAACAUCCUGCAGGAGGCAGUGGUACAGUAUGAGCAGUAUGAACAGGAAGUGAAGAAUCUGCAGGCCAUGAUUGAAGAUGCUCACCGGGUCAUUCAGGAUCAGCCUGUGAACACCAGCAACAUCCAAGAGCUGCAGGCACAGAUUCACCAUCAUGAGGAGUUGGCCCAGAAGAUCAAGGGAUAUCAGGAGCAGAUUGCAUCACUGAACUCCAAGUGUAAGAUGCUGACUGUGAAAGCCAAACAUGCCACCGCACUCCUGACUGUGACUGAUGCCGACGGUUUUACCGAGAGCCUGGAGGAACUGGAUGGUGAUGCUACUAAAAGAAAACAGACUCAAUCUCAUGCCUCGAUGUCGUCUGGUCGCUCUCUCUCUCUCCUGUCUCCUGUGACUGAGGAGUCUGGUGAGGAGGGCACCAACAGUGAAAUCUGUUCUCCUGCUUUCUGUCGAUCUCCUUCACCUAUCACUAACACAGAAGCAUCCAUUAGCAAGAUGUCCAUGGGACGGGCCACUCUCACCAGAGCGCCCAUCCAGGAGCUGUACAAUCCCACCCUGGAGUCUGUGGCCAGUUUAGAUGACCUUCAGCGCUCAUGGGAAACCCUGAAAAAUGUGAUAAGUGAAAAGCAAAAGACUCUCUACGAGGCCCUGGAGAAACAACAGCGUUAUCAGGGCUCUCUACAGUCCAUCUCUGUCAAAAUGGAGUCCAUCGAGACCAGAUUGAACGAGCCCCCAAUGCAUGAUCUGAGUCCUGAUAGACAAAUGGUCCUCUAUCAGAAUCAGAUGGGAGAAGUUGUAAUGCUGCAGGAUGAUAUUGAUGAGCUCCAGUCCAGCUUUACAGAAGAACUGCUCUCAGAUGCUGUGGACUCCACGGAUCAUCUAGCCAUGCAGUCCACCCUCACUGUGCUGACGGAGAGGAUGGCCACCAUCCACAUGAAAGCUUCUGGAAAACGACAGCUUCUGGAGGAGCAACUGAGUGAGCGAGUGGAAAAGCAGCAACAGACACAGGCUUUACAACGUUACCUGAACCAGGCUGACCAGCUGGACCAAUGGCUGCAGAGCACUCGUGAUGACAUCACUUCCUGUUCAAAGGACUCAAAUACGGAAGAGCAACUCACAGACUGCCAGAACAUGCUGUUGGAAAUCGAAGAGAAAGUUCUGGCUCUAUCUGAGCUCUCCAGACACAGUGAAACCCUGCUGCUGGAUGGCCGACAGGAGAACAGAGAGGAUGCCGAGCAGCUGGCCAGGAAACUGCGUACGCUGAAGGGCAGUCUGCUCGAGCUGCAGAGGAUGCUGCAAGACAAACGGAUCAACAUCCAGGAUUCCCUUCAAGAGCCUUUAGACUCCAGUGAAUCAGACUCCAGUCUCUCUCAGAGUCCAAACAUGCAAGAUUGGCUGGCUCAGGCACGCACAACUCGCAGCCUACAACACCAGGAUACCCUCCAGAAACAGAAGGAACUUGAAGAGCAACUUGCAGAGCAGAAGAAUCUGUUAAAAUCUGUAGCCAGUCGUGGAGAGGAGAUCCUUACCCAGCAGGCAUCACCCAUCAGUUCCAGUGCGACGGACACUCUCUCACCUGAUCUCGAGCUGGAAGGAGACAGUCAGACCAUAAAGAAGCAGAGGAGGAAGAGAUGGGAGAGUCUGAAAAAAGACAUGGCCACCAAACUACAGCUCCUGAUGAAAACAAUUGAGCAAGACAGCAAGCAGCCGGUUUACUCCAGAACUGCAUGUGUGAAGACAGCAGGACCAGUUUAUAAAAGAGAAACUCAUGUCCAGGAAAAGUCCACUCUGAUGUCCCUGCAUAAUGGAUUCAGUCAGACUGUAAAGGACAUGAACACUCAGUCCACAGAGAGAGAAGUCUUUCAAAUGGAACAGCAGCUUUAUACAGCAGUCACAGUCACUUCCUCUUGGGUGGAUGAUGUGGAGAACACACUGUUUUCUGGCCCUGCGUUACUGACGGAGAACGCUGACACACAACUCUCCAACCAUGAGACAUUAGGAAAAGAAGUGAUGGAGGUGACCAAAGAGGUCAGUCACAGUCAGGGGCUGCUAGGGGGUGCUCUGGGUCUAUCUGAAGAGGAGCAGGCCCUGAUGAAGGACACUCUCGACUGUAUGACCCGGCGUCUGGGAGCACUGGACUCGGCUGGAGCGCGCUGUGACACCAUGCGGAACAGAAUGCGGGAACUUACUGCUUUCCAGACCGAGUUGCAGCAUCUGUUUACUGCGCUUGGUGAAAGCAAAUUCCAGAUUGUCCAGAAAUUGUCAGGAAUUAUUGAUUAUACAGCACCCAAACAGCUUGAAACUAUUGCCGAGGCAGAGGAAACACUGAAAGACUUUGAGCACAAAAUAACAGAGCUGAAAGCCAGAGCGGCGGAGCUUCAACCAGACCAGUUCUCCACCAAUGAGCUACUGAAGCUACAGGAUGCUUACGAAGAGAUGGUGAUGAUGGUGGGCUCUCGGCGGAGUGGCCUGAACCAGAAUAUGGCCCUGAAGAACCAGUAUGAGCGAGUUCUGCAGGAUCUAAUUGAUCUGGUGGACACUGCGCAAGACAAGAUUACCACUGACCAGAAGAUGAUUGCCAGCUCAGUUGAGGACGUGCAAAACCUUCUGGACAAACACAAGGAGUUUUUCCAAGGCUUGGAGUGGCAUAUGGUCCUCACCGAAACAUUCUACAAGAAGAUUUGUGCCUUUGUUUUGCCACGUGAGCGUCAGACUCUGGAGGAGACACUCGCUCAUGCUCAGGACAUACUUAAGCAAGCGCACAAGAGAGGAGUUGAGCUAGAGUGCAUGUCAGAGACAUGGAGUCGCCUAGUUUUGGACUACCAGACUUUGUUCCGGUUGCUGGAGGCAGUUGAGGGCAGUCUGCCAAGUGUAGGCCUGGUGGAAGAAACUGAGGAGAAGUUGACUGAGAGAAUUGAGCUCUAUCAGGCCCUGAAGGCCAGUCUGACAGAGCACCAAAACAAACUAUAUCAGGUGCUGGAGGAGGGCAAGCAGCUGCUGUCAUAUGUGACCUGCCCCACCCUGGAGAACCAGCUCACACUUUUGGGUGAACACUGGCUGAAAAACACCACCAAAGUCAACAAGGAGCUACAGCUCCUGGACUCCAUCCUGAAACACUGGACCAGGUAUAAGCUUGAGUCUGUUGAACUGAGCUGCUGGCUUCAAGAAGCUCUGGAGCGCUUGGAGUUCUGGGACACACAGUCUGUUGCUGGUCCUCAGGAAUUGCAGACCAUUAAAGACCAGCUAUCAGCUUUUCUGGAGUUCAGUAAGGAGGUGGAAACUCGCUCUAGUCUGAAGACCUCAGUGCUAAAUGAAGGUAACCAGCUGCUCAGACUGAAAAAGAUGGACACUGCGUCUCUGAGGUCUGAACUCGCCCGCUUGGACUCACAGUGGGCCGAACUGCUCGCCCACAUUCCUGUGGUACAUGAGAAACUCCACCAGUCUCAGAUGGAUAAGCUGGCAUCUCGUCAUGCUAUCGCUGAGCUUGUGAACUGGAUUUCACUGAUGGAGAGAGUCAUAGAGGAGGAUGAAGAAAAUCUCAAAGGUGCUGUUGGGUCAAAGGUCAUCCAAGAGUACCUGCAGCGGUACAAGGGCUUCAGAGUGGACGUGAACUGUAAGCAGCUCACCGUGGACUUUGUGAAUCAGUCAGUGCUGCAGAUCAGUGGCCAUGAUGUGGAGAGCAAGCGCAAUGACAAGACGGAUUUCGCAGAGAAACUAGGGGCCAUGAACUGCCGCUGGCAGAUACUGCAGACACACGUCAUAGAGAGGGUGCAAUAUCUGGAGGGCUUGCUGACGUCUUGGGUGGAAUAUGAGGGUAAAGUUCAGAGUCUUCAGGCAUGGCUGAGUGCUCAGGAGGACAGGCUCAAGAGGAAACACAGGAUUGAGAACUUAUCUUCAGUGCAGAAUGCCCUCAAAGACUGCCAGGACAUGGAGGAGAUGAUAAAGGAGAAGGAGAGGGAGUUGGAGAGAGUGGAGGAACAAGCCUGUGCUCUCGUUCAAAACAAGACAGACGAGGCCUGUGCUGUUGUCAUGGAAACUCUCCGAGCCCUCAAUAACACAUGGGCCAACCUGGACCACCUGAUCGGGCAGCUGAAGAUCAGUCUGAAGUCAGUGCAGGACAAAUGGAGUCAGUAUAAACAAGCGUCUGAAGAGAUCAACAGCCACCUAACAGAGGGACGAUACUCUGUGUCCCGCUAUCGUCUGCUCACGGGAUCUCUGGAGGCAGCACGAUUACAGGUGGAGAGUCUACAGAAACUGCAAGAGGAGCUUGAAAAGCAGGAGAGCAGUUUGAGGAAGUUUGGUGCCGUUACACAUCAGCUCCUGGAGGAAUGCCAACCUUCUGUGUCUGACUCACUCAAUAACACACUCAAAGAUAUCAACGCCAGGUGGAACAGUCUGCAGGAGGAGAUUGUGGAGCGUCUAAAGAGCAGUAAGGCUCUCCUUCAACUCUGGCAGGGUUAUAAAGAUCUUUAUGGACAAAGUGAGUCCAGCGUACAGAGCUCAGAGGAGAGAGCAAACCAGCUUCUGAAGACAGCUAGUCACAAAGACAUUACAGAGGAAGAGGUGUCCACAUGGAUCCAAGACUGUGCUGAGUUGUUGCGGUCUCAGGGUCCAGUCCAAGCAUCUCUACAGGUCUUACUGGAGUUGGGAGAGCAGCUCAAACAGCAGGUUGACACAUCAGCUGUGGCCUCCAUCCAAUCUGACCACCUGUCACUCACCCAACGCCUCAGCACUGUCAAGCAGAGCCUGAGCAGACAGCAGGUGGCGCUGCAGGCUGGCGUUCGGGACUAUGAGACCUUUAACGAGCAGUUGGACUCUCGGUUCCGCUGGAUUGUGGAAGCUGAGGAGGUCCUCAGAAGCCAAGAUCCAAACAGUUCCUCUGACCAGUCACUAAUCCAAGACCGUAUGGAGGAACUCAAGAAACAGAUGCUGAAGUUUAGCAGUAUGGCUCCUGAUCUGGAGAGACUGAAUGAGCUGGGUUACAGACUUCCUCUUAAUGACUCUGAGAUCAAACGUAUGCAGAACCUCAACAGAUGCUGGUCCAACACCUCAGCUCAAACCACAGAGAGAUUCAGUAAACUCCAGGCCCUUCUACUCCAGCAGCAGACAUUUCUGGAGAAGUGUGAGACGUGGAUGGAGUUCCUGGAGCAGACGGAGGAGAAACUGACCGUUGAGAUAUCCGGAAACUUUCAGAGUUUGAUGGAGCAGCAGAGAGCUCAUGAGUUGUUUCAGGCAGAGAUGUUCAGCAGACAGCAGAUUCUUCACUCUAUCAUCAGUGAUGGACAGCGCAUGCUGGAGCAAGGACAGGUGGACGACAGAGAUGAGUUUAAGCUGAAGUUGGCUCUUCUCAGUAACCAGUGGCAGGGGGUGGUGAGACGCGCUCAGCAGCGGAGGGGAAUCAUCGACAGUCUCCUCCGUCAGUGGCAGCGCUACAGGGAGAUGGAGGAGAAGCUCCGGAAGUGGUUGGUGGAAGUGUCCCAUCAGGCCGAGACCCGGCAGGCAGGCGCACCUGUACCCCUGCAGCAGGCACGGGCCAUGCUGGAUGCUGUUCAGCUGCGAGAGAAGGUGCUGCAGAGGCAGCAGGGCAGUUACAUCCUGACAGUGGAGGCCGGGAGACAGCUGCUUCUGUCUGCAGACUCACGAGCUGAAUCAGCGCUACAGGAGGAGCUGCUGAACAUACAGGAGCGCUGGAGACACGCUAAUAUUCGACUUGAGGAGCAGAAGAAAGAGCUGGCCGUGCUGCUCAGGGAUUGGGAGAGAUGUGAGAAAGGCAUUGGGGGAUCUCUGGAGAAACUGAGAGCGUUUAAACGACAACUUUCCCAGCCCCUUCCAGAUCGUCACGAGGAGCUGCAGUCUGAACAAAUGCGCUGCAAGGAUCUGGAGAGCAUGUUUGAUGGCUGGAAGGAGGAUCUGACUCACCUGACGGUGUUGAGAGAAUCUCUGUCCAGCUACAUCAGUCCUGAAGAUCUGUGUGUGUUACAAGAGCGCAUUGAACUUCUACACCGCCAAUGGGAGGAGAUCUGUCACCAGUUGUGUCUGCGCAGGCAGCAGGUGAGUGAGAAGCUGAAUGAAUGGGCGAUCUUCAACGACAAAUAUAAAGAGCUCUGUGAAUGGUUGACUCAUAUGGAAAGCAAAGUAUCUCAGAAUGGAGACAUCAGUAUUGAAGAGAUGAUUGAGAAACUACGAAAGGACUAUCAGGAGGAGGUGACAAUGGUGCAGGAGAAUAAACAUGAGCUUCACGAUUUGGGGAAGCGUUUAGCUCUGGCCAGUCACGAGAGCAAAGCUUCUGACAUAGAACACAAACUGGACAAGAUCAAUGAACGCUGGCAGCACCUGCUUGACCUCAUAGGAGCCAGGGUGAAGAAGCUUCGAGAGACACUGGUGGCCGUGCAGCAGCUGGAUAAAAACAUGAGCAGUCUGCGCUCUUGGCUCGCACACAUCGAGACCGAACUGUCUCGCCCCAUCGUCUAUGACACCUGCGACUUCCAGGAGAUCCAGAGAAAGCUGGACCUGCAGCAGGAGCUGCAGAGAGACAUCGAGAAGCACAGCACAGGUGUGGCGUCCGUGCUGAACCUGUGUGAAGUUCUCCUGCAUGACUGCGACGCCUGUGCGACAGACGCUGAGUGCGACUCCAUCCAGCAGGCCACACGAAAUCUGGACCGCCGCUGGAGGACCAUCUGUGCCAUGUCCAUGGAGAGGAGACUCAAGAUUGAGGAGACGUGGCGGCUUUGGCAGAAGUUUCUCGAUGAUUUCUCACACUUUGAGGAUUGGCUAAUGGUGUCGGAGAAGACCGCCGCACUGCCAAACUCAUCUGGUGUCCUUUAUACUGUCGCCAAAGAGGAACUCAAGAAAUUUGAGACUUUCCAGCGUCAGGUGCAUGAAAGUUUGACACAGCUGGAGUUGAUCAAUAAACAGUAUCAACGGUUGGCACGUGAGAAUCGCACUGACGCGGCCUGUAGUCUGCGAGAGAUGGCACACAACGCCAACCAGCGCUGGGAUAAUCUACAGAGACGAGUGGCAUCAGUUCUCCGCAGACUCAAGCACUUUAUAAGUCAGCGUGAGGAGUUUGAGACAGCUCGGGACUGUAUUCUGGUGUGGUUGACUGAGAUGGACCUGCAGCUAACAAACAUCGAGCAUUUCUCUGAAUGUGACGUUCAGGCCAAGAUCAAACAGCUGAGGGCAUUUCAGCAGGAAAUCACUCUGAACACCGCAAAGAUUGACCACAUCUUCCAGCAGGGUGAAGCUCUGGUAGAGAAGAGUGAGCCGAUAGAUGCAGCUGUGAUUGAGGAAGAGCUGGAAGAACUACAGCGGUACUGUCAGGAAGUGUUCGGACGGGUGGAACGAUACUACAAGAAGCUCAUCCGAUUACCGCUCCCAGAUGAUGAAAAUGAUGUCUCGUACUCGGACCGUGAGUUUGAUCUGGAUGAAACCGCUGACGUGUCCAAUUUUCCAUGGAGCGAGCGCCUGGGUGACGGUCUGCUGUCCCCUCUUCCCUCCUCCAGUCGGUCUGCAUCGCUCGCCGCUCCUCUACGGACUGAGCGCUCGGGCCGAGACACCCCAGCCAGCGUGGACUCUAUCCCUCUGGAGUGGGACCAUGACUACGACCUGAGCCGAGGUCUGGAGAGUGCCAGCAGAGCCCUGUCUUCUGAACCAGGAGAAGAUGGAUACCUGCAAGGAACUGCAUCAGCUCUCUCAGAUGUAGUGAUUCCAGAGAGUCCUGAAGCGUAUCUUAAACUUACAGAGCAAACGCUGAAGUCCAGCGCUGGUGAUGCUGGCUCACUGGAGACUCAUAUCAGACAGCUGGAUAAAGCUCUGAACACCAGCUGCUUCCAUCUGCAACAGACAGAGAACAUCAUACGCAGCCGAACCCCCACCGGCCCUGAACUGGAUGCCACAUACAUGGGAUAUAUGCGUCUGCUCGAAGAAUGUCGUGGCAGUAUAGACGCAGUAAAGCGAGUGGGAUUUGAGCUGAAGGACGAAGACGACAAGAUAUCUGGCCUCGUUGAUCCCAACAGCUCAGAGUUCCAGACGUCAGGUGUGAUUGAGCGCUGGGAGCUGUUGCAGGCUCAGGCUCUCAGUAAAGAGCUGCGCAUGAAGCAGAACCUCCAGCAGUGGCAGCAGUUUAACUCAGAUCUGAACAGCAUCUGCAGCUGGCUGAAUCAGACUGAAGAAGAACUGGAGCAGCUGCGAGGACUGGACCUCAGCACCGACAUACAAACCAUCGAGCUACGCAUCAAGAAGCUCAAGGAGCUGCAGAAGGCUCUAGACAAGCGUAAGGCCAUUGUGCUGUCCAUAAACCUGUGCAGCGGCGAGUUUGUGCAGUCGGACAGCGAGGAGGCACGAGACCUGCAGCGCCGACUGAAGGAGAUGAACAAUCGCUGGGAACAUCUGAGCAGCUCUCUGGAUGAGUGGAGAAACGCUCUACAGGACGCUCUGAUGCAGUGCCAGGACUUCCAUGAGAUGAGUCAUGGUCUCCUUCUGUGGCUGGAGAAUAUUGACCGUAGAAGAAAUGAGAUUGUCCCUAUUGACCACACACAGGACAGCGAUAGCUUACAGGAGCAUCACAAAACACUUUUGCAAAUCCGCCGGGAGUUGCUGGACACCCAGAUGAAGGUGGCGUCCCUGCAGGACAUGUCCCUACAGCUGCUGGUCCACUCACAGGGCAGUGACUGUCUGGAAGCCAAAGAGAAGGUACAUGUCAUCGGGAACCGUCUCAAGCUGUUGCUAAAGGAGGUGACUCGAGACAUUAGAGAGCUGCAGAAGACCCUGGACAUCACCAGCAGUCAACAGGAUCUGUCAUCUUGGUCAUCUGCUGAUGAGUUGGAUACAUCUGGUUCCCUGAGCCCUGUGUCUGGACGCAGCACUCCCAGUCGCCAGCGAUCGAAACGGGGCAAAAGUAGUCUGUCACAGCCCGGAGCGUCUGUGAGCAGUCCACUUCACAGGUCUCGCAACGCCGCUGGAUACGUUUCCUCCCAUUCUGAAGAGGAAGAACCAUCAUCCUGGUGCAAAACAUUCUUAAAACGCGUCCUCUGGGCCGCACUGCCCCUGCAGCUCCUCCUGCUGUUGCUGGUGGUCGUGGCCUGCCUCGUGCCUACAUCUGAGGAAGACUACAGCUGUGCCCAACUCAACAACUUUGCCCGCUCCUUUCACCCCAUGCUCAGCUACACCAAUGGGCCUCCACCAAUAUGAGCCUGAUUUUGAAGUAA
Messenger RNA from Xyrauchen texanus (razorback sucker), 26435 nucleotides. RefSeq names its product nesprin-1-like. The record is from RefSeq and is a predicted model, not a curated record. Gene Ontology annotation, molecular function: protein binding. Lineage: Eukaryota; Metazoa; Chordata; Actinopteri; Cypriniformes; Catostomidae. Gene Ontology annotation, cellular component: membrane.